ACAGCUGCACUUUGGGCAGAGUUUUAAAAUAAAAAGUCUGGUUUCAGUUUCAGGCUAAAGCAUUAUGGCUCAGUAUGAUUGCAGAGAAGAGAACAGCUACUCUUUGAGCGGUGAUGCCAUCCCUCAUCUACACUCCUACUUUGGAAAUGGUCAUCUAGUAAAUAAUUUGAUGUCACAAAUGCCAACCAUGACGACAAGUGAGUUUCCUACUCUGGAGAGCAACAGUGCACAGGAUAGCGGGGGCCUUGAUGAGAGCAGUCACUCCAUCAACCAGCCUGAGGAUGGCAGGUCUCCCAUAGACAUAUCUUCUGCCAUCAGGUCGGUGGCAUUAAAGAGCACAUGGGAUUUGAGAAGCAUGCAUUCAAUUCCCAAGUUGUUCUCAGUCCCUAGACUUGAAGAAGACAACUCACCUUCGUCCUCUUUAAAUGAUCAAAAUAAAAGUUCUGAUGGGGAGGUGGAUUCAGUUGAGGAGGAAGUGCCGAGUGUGUCAUUCCAGUCAAAGUACAUCCACAUUUUUCCACUGUAUCAGGACUACUGUCUUCAGGCAGUGAAAGAUGAUCUGCAAAGACUCAGCAGGAGUUUUGUGUCUGAACUGAUAACACCCCAGUAUCUGCGGGGCCUGCAGUCCCGUCUUAUCUCUCAUUGCCAUUCUGAGACCACAUCCCAUCAGUUACACCCUCCAGAAGAGACUCCAUCUCCAUCUUCAUCUUCAUCUCCACCUCACCCUAUUAGGGUGAUUCCAUGUACCCUUUGGCAAGAUAUAGAUGAGGUGAAAGCGUCUGGCCUGCUCAACAGCUUGACCACCAGAGAGAUUCGCCUUCAGGAGGCAAUGUUUGAGCUGAUCGGUUCCGAGGCGUCUUACUUGAGGAGCCUCGGAGUUGCUGUCAAUCAUUUCCAUGCAUCAAAGGCACUGAAGCAGACCCUGUCUCAAAUGGAGCAUCACAUUUUGUUUUCCAACAUUCGCCAUGUCAUGGCAGCCAGUGAAAAGUUUCUCAUGGAUCUGGAAAUGCGACUGGGAGAGAGUUUGUUAAUAUCUCAGGUUGGAGACAUCGUGCUCUGGCACUGCCCAGAGUUUCACACUCUUUAUGUGCCAUAUGUGACUAACAUGAUGUACCAGGAGGCUCUUGUCAACCAGCUGCUGCAGCAGAACAAAGACUUUGUGUAUUCACUCAAGAAGCUUGAGAGUGACCCAGUGUGUCAAAGACAAAGCCUCAAGUCGUUCCUUGUCCUCCCCUUCCAGAGAAUUACUCGUGUUAAACUUCUGCUGGAGAACAUCUUGAAACUGACUGACCCAGACUCUGUGUCAAUUUCAAACCUUGAAAAAGCAAUAGAAGCCAUUCAUGAGAUCGUGGUGGAGUGUGACAAAGGGGUUCGGAAAAUGAAACAAAUUGAGGAGCUGGUGUGCCUGGAAAUGCUGCUGGAUUUUGGCAAAGUUAAGUCAGUUCCUCUGGUCGUUAGCGGGCGUUAUCUGGUGCAUCAGGGUCCGAUGAGACAGCUGACUGUGGAGGGCACUUACAACUCCAGAACAUCAUUCAUCAGUGUCUACCUCCACCUCUUCAAUGAUCUUCUGAUGAUCUCCUUGAAAAAGGAUCAGCAGUUCAUAGUUAUGGAUCACACUGAAUUCCCGACAUAUGUACGCACUGAGCACCUGAAGACUGAAGUCCUGGGUUUACCUCCAGACUCCUUCCUGCUACAUCUCUCCCAGAGUCAAACUGGACAUCCCACUGCCAUGAUACUUGUUACAUACACAAGGUCAGAUAAAGAGACAUGGAUGAAGGUGCUGUCGAGUAAACGGUGAUGGGAACAUGACAAUUUUAAUUUUAUACAUCAAACUUGGGUCAUUUUAACUUGCACAUGAAAGAUAUCUAUUUUGCUGAUUGACACUUUACUGUUGACGUGACUGCACUUAAUGUUCUUAAUUAUACUCUACACCAUUUUGACACAACACAAAGCAUUCAAACGCACACUGAACUCAUCACAAUUAUCAGACACAGCACGUUAGGGGAUAUGUUUUAUUACUGGGAAUGCAUUUGUUUUUUUCUUACUUAAAUACUGGCCUCUUUUAAGCAUUGUGCAAAUUUUUAAUUAAUGAAAAAUAAAAGAUCAAAACAG
This is a messenger RNA of Toxotes jaculatrix (banded archerfish), 2112 nucleotides long. RefSeq names its product rho guanine nucleotide exchange factor 19. The transcript has 12 exons. Gene Ontology annotation, cellular component: nucleus; cytoplasm. Gene Ontology annotation, biological process: intracellular signal transduction; activation of GTPase activity. NCBI's taxonomy places the organism in Eukaryota, Metazoa, Chordata, Actinopteri, Toxotidae. The record is from RefSeq and is a predicted model, not a curated record. Bases 65 to 1798 code for a protein of 577 amino acids. Gene Ontology annotation, molecular function: guanyl-nucleotide exchange factor activity.